UCACUCACCUCAACGACCUUAUCAAACCCAUUUUCCUUGAUCACCUCUCGAGCAAUCUUACUCACGUUGCUCGCCUCCACUGCAUAAACUCUGGCAGCCCCAGCUUGGGCGCAAAAAACCGACAAAAUCCCAGUCCCAGCCCCCACAUCCAAAACAGUCCUCCCCUUGAUCUGAGCAACAUUAUCAAAAAUCGCCCGUUUGUAAGCCCCAUUCCUCGGUGCAUCUCCCAACAUCAGCUGAUGAAUCUGAAAUAGAUAAACCGGCGAUAAGGACGUGAUUUUCGACAGUUGGCGACAUCAAGAUGGUGAAGGCACAGGUGUACACCGUUGCGAAAAUUUUCGAGGGCGAAAUCAAAGAAAGCGACUUGAAGGUGCACGAGGAGGAGUUACCGGCGCUCGAAGAUGGGGAGUAUUUGGCCGAAAGUUUGUACCUCAGUGUGGACCCCUACAUGCGCGCCUACGCCAGGGGGUACACCAUAGGGCAGGUGAUGAUCGGAAUCCAAGUCGCCAAAGUAAUUGACUCGAAAAACCCCAAAUUCCCGGUGGGGGCCAUCGUCGUGGGCAAUUUCGGGUGGCGUAGCCACACAAUCGUCCAAGACCCCAACAACUAUUUCGUCUAUGUUUUGCCCGACAUUGGGAUUUUGUCCCCUUCGCUGGCUUUGGGCGUCUUGGGGGCCCCCGGAGUGGCCGCUUAUUUCGGCUUUUUGGACAUCUGUCGGCCCAUAGAAGGCGACACUGUGGUCGUGAGUGGGGCUGCCGGGGCCGUGGGGAGCCACGUGGGGCAAAUUGCCAAAAUAAAAGGAUGCAGAGUGAUUGGGAUCACCGGGUCGGAGGACAAAGCCCGUUGGUUGGAAUCCCUGGGUUUCGACUACGUCAUCAACUACAAAACCACCAAAAAUCUAGCCGAGGAUCUGAAAAUCGGGGCCCCCAAAGGAAUCGACUGCUAUUUCGAUAACGUGGGGGGCGAUAUGAGUACCACCAUCAUGGAACUGAUGAACCAAGGAGGGCGCGUCUCGGUUUGUGGUUCCAUCUCGUCGUACAACGCCAAGAACCCAGUCAGAGCUGCGAUUGUGCAACCGGCGAUUGUUUCCAAACAACUAGAAUUGAAGGGAUUUGUGAGUUUGCAGUUUAGGGAUCGGUGGAUGGAAGCCAUUAAGCAAAACCUAGAGUGGGUGCAAGAAAAUAAGUUGAAGUAUCGCGAGACCAUCACUGAUGGGUUCGAAAAUGCCACAAGGGCGCUUAUUGGGGUUUUGAAGGGCGAAAAUGUGGGGAAAGCGGUCGUGAGGACCAAGUCGUCGCACGUGGAACACGAGUCCGUGGAUUUCAACCAUGCACUAAGCAAAUUUAGGAAAAUUCAAGGGGUUUGAAAUUUUAUUUAAUAAGUCCGGAACUAGGUACAAUUUUUUUCCAAAAAUAAAAGCAAAACUAAAUCAAUAACAUACAGUGUGUUAUUUCAUUUGUAACCCCAAGAGGUCUGUCUAGGAGAAAAUAAAACUUUUUUAAUUCGCAAUUAUUUAUCAAAAUUAUCUAUCAAAAAAACGCAACUUUUCAAAAUUAUUCUCAAAAAACACUUCUUUACAUAAAUUCUAUUGUUUUAACUACACACCAAAUAAUUGUAUAAUUUAUUCAAAUAUUUUUGCUAAAUAAAUAAAUUUUAAUGUGA
This is a messenger RNA of Tribolium madens (black flour beetle), 1662 nucleotides long. Its product is annotated as prostaglandin reductase 1-like. The record is from RefSeq and is a predicted model, not a curated record. Gene Ontology annotation, cellular component: cytoplasm. The transcript has 4 exons. Gene Ontology annotation, biological process: prostaglandin metabolic process. Gene Ontology annotation, molecular function: 15-oxoprostaglandin 13-reductase [NAD(P)+] activity; 2-alkenal reductase [NAD(P)H] activity. The coding region runs from base 302 to 1366 and encodes 354 amino acids. Lineage: Eukaryota; Metazoa; Arthropoda; Insecta; Coleoptera; Tenebrionidae.